Molecule: messenger RNA, 1415 nt
Organism: Diachasma alloeum
Lineage: Eukaryota; Metazoa; Arthropoda; Insecta; Hymenoptera; Braconidae
Gene: Phyhd1
Product: phytanoyl-CoA dioxygenase domain-containing protein 1 homolog
Exons: 5
Coding region: 372-1220 (282 amino acids)
Source: RefSeq, a predicted model, not a curated record
UCGGGAGCAUUCGAGUACAUAUGGAUGAAAUAAAAGACAUGUGUAAACAGUUGCCAAGUUGAAUAAAAAAACAUAUACGUCUAUCGCGCAGCUCACGCUUGCCGCUUCGUCACUUUGCUGGUGUCUGUAGUAGCGAUUAGAAUUGUGUGGGUGAUAUAUAUGUGGCUUGCGCUCCUCCGGAGUCUUCAUCAUCAGUCCGUGUAAAAGCAGUCCACCGAUGUUAUAGACGAGGAAGUGAGCAAGUUUUGUAUCAAUUUUCCUUGCGAAGAUAAAAAUUGCCGGGAGAAUAAUAAUAAAGACGUGCAUGAUAGUAGCAGUAGUUAUCCGCGUGGAAAAUUAUCUCCUUUGAUUAUUUUAGUGCAACGAUCAACAUGAAAGACAUAAACGCGCAGAUUCAGAAAGAUGGGUACGUUGUGCUGGAGAAUUUUUUCACCCCGGAGGACGUUGAGGAGAUGAAGAAUUGCGGGGAGGAAUUUACGAAUAAUUUGCCACCGGAGAACCAGAGGAGUAUCUUCAAUACGAUUGAUACCCAACAGAGCAAGGAUCAGUAUUUUCUCGACAGCGCUCACAGAGUGAGUUCUUUCUUCGAAUCCGAGGCCCUCGAGGACGAUGGAAAGUUAAAGGUCCACCCGAGAGUGUCUUUGAAUAAGGUAGGACAUGCUCUUCACUGGCUUCAUCCGACGUUCAAAAGGCUGACUUUCGAUGAGAGGAUAAAGGAGGCUGCGUUUCAGUUGAAUUUCCAGGAGCCCGCGGUCGCUCAGUCCAUGUACAUUUACAAAAAUCCGGGGUUGGGGUCACAAGUAAAUACCCAUCAGGAUGCUUCUUAUCUUCACACAGAGCCAAUAAAGCUCAUCGGAUUUUGGAUAGCAUUGGAUGAUGCCACUCUAGAUAACGGGUGCCUCUGGAUUGCCCCAGGAUCUCACAAGAGUGGUGUCCACAGGAGAUACAUCAGGAAUAAGGAUACUACCUCGCAGGAGUUGCUUAUUUAUGAUAAAUCAGCGCCGUGUUACCCCAUGAGCAACUUUCGUCCUGUGACGGUACGAAAGGGCACCUGCAUUCUCAUCGACGGUCAAGUUGUUCACUACUCCAAAGCCAAUAAGAGUGAAAAUUCUCGACAUGCUUAUACUUUCCAUAUUAUUGAGACAACAGACGUUCGUUACUCCAAAGACAAUUGGCUUCAACCACCACCGGGUGGAUUUCCACUACUAUAUAGAAAUUAAUUGAAAAAUAGUUCAUUGAUGCUUUUAUGAUGUUAAGUAAUUACAGUCUGGAUUAUAUAAUCCACAUAUAUGUGGCUGUGAACUUAUUUUACUUAUUUAAAAAUUGAGAUACACAGAAAUAUCUCUGUUUAUCAAGUAUUUUUGUUUUAAUGUGAGCUUUGUAUUGAAUAAAUUGUUACUACUGCUGAAAAUUCA